CAGCUGCACUGUGCCGUCCACCAAACUUCCUAAUGGGAUCUUUGACGUCGCAGCUUUCCGCUCCAUCGCAAGUCACGACAGACGGUCAGAGUGAAUGUCCGGUACACACACCUAUUGGUGGUUGUCCAUUCAGAGAUAGAACUGCUUUAGAUCCUUCCAAUAUGAUGCCACCACCGAAUCAGCAACCUAGCCCGGGUCAACCUUUUCCUCUAUCUACUGAUCGCGAAGUGUCCACUAUUCCUAAAGCGGAUGAUCCAAAUGGUGGGACGUGGAUAUAUCCCUCCGCACAAAUGUUUUGGAACGCCAUGCUACGCAAAGGGUGGCGGUGGCGCGAUGAGGACGUCACUCAGCAGGAUAUGGAGCACAUCAUUCGUAUCCACAAUGUCAACAAUGAAUUGGCCUGGCAUGAGGUACUGAAGUGGGAGGCGUUGCAUGCGAAGUACGAAUUGCCGUUUGACAGGCAUGACUGGAUCGUGGAUCGAUGCGGCCGAGACGUUCGCUACGUGAUUGAUUACUACGAUGGUGGCCCUGUAGACGAGCACGGCCGUUUCACCCUUUUGGAUGUCCGCCCUGCCCUUGACUCAGUGGAAGCAGUAUACGACCGGGCUAGGGUAGCUUGGAUGAGAUUUCGUUCUCCAGAACCACCAGUACCUCGUGAUCCGUCGUUGGAUAGCCCUAGCAACCAAACUCCAGCUGUUUGAACCGUGAUCCAUUGCACUUCCUAUCCUUUCUGUAGAUACAGACAGUACUCCCAAGAAAUAGGGUGUUUUCAGUAUGUUAGUUAUUGAACUGGAGCAUCAUUCUGUGGCCAUAUUGGACCAUUGAGAUCCUUGACUACAUACACCGAUGCUUAUCAGGCUAACUUAGCAAGAUUAC
Molecule: messenger RNA, 876 nt
Organism: Opisthorchis viverrini
Lineage: Eukaryota; Metazoa; Platyhelminthes; Trematoda; Opisthorchiida; Opisthorchiidae
Exons: 3
Coding region: 33-701 (222 amino acids)
Biological process (GO): cytochrome c-heme linkage
Cellular component (GO): mitochondrion
Molecular function (GO): holocytochrome-c synthase activity
Source: RefSeq, a predicted model, not a curated record